UCCUAUGCCCUUCUGUUCAGACACCCGAGGGGCCCAUGUGCACUCCUGGGAUCAUACGACCAGAAAACAGGACCCUAGAGGUUUCUUGAGUUUCUGCUUACCAGGGCGGCUGGGUAUAGCCCUGCCAGCCCAUUGCAUAAUCUUCUAAGUUCUCCCCACCACCCUCCAUUCCAGCAGCGAGGUGCCUGUGACGCGGUCUCCAUCCUCUCGGCCUCGACCCGGUGGUCCCCGCGAUUGGACGCUUAGGCGGUCACCAGGCCUCCUUGUUACUAACGUGUGCACACCUUUCAGUUCUCCCAUCAGGAUGAACUCCUGGAAAUUGCUGGGUCCGAAGUGUUUGGGAAGUUUGGAGUGAUUCUUGUUGCAGGGGGAAGAGGGAACUAUGGAGGUGUCACUGAACUUUCAGGGGUUCCGGGACCCCCCAACCCGGUGCCCGUCCCAGCUCCCCGAGCGCCUCUCUUCCCCCCUCCCCCACCUCGCCUGUUUUCACCUCUCGUGGCCUCACCCCCGCCGCGCAGCUGGACCUUGCCCCGGGCCUCCCGAUCCCGGAGCUGGAAUCCCAGCCGGACCAGCCCAGCCCGACCAGCCCAGCCCCGCCUCUUCCCUGGCAGGAUCGCGGCCGAGCAGUCUGCCCAGAGACUUAGCGACAGACAGACGCUGGGACCCACGACGACAGAAGGCGCCGAUGGCCGCGCCUGCUGAGCCCUGCGCGGGGCAGGGGGUCUGGAACCAGACAGAGCCUGAACCUGCCACCACCAGCCUGCUGAGCCUGUGCUUCCUGAGAACAGCAGGGGUCUGGGUGCCCCCCAUGUACCUCUGGGUCCUUGGUCCCAUCUACCUCCUCUUCAUCCACCACCAUGGCCGGGGCUACCUCCGGAUGUCCCCACUCUUCAAAGCCAAGAUGGUAGCUGCCAUCCCUGGGAGCCUGGAACCAGGCAAUGGUUGGGGGAGGCAGGGGACAGGCUGGAACCUGGUGAAGUCUUAAAGUAGACUCCUCCUAUCGGGGUGUAAAAGGGAAUCUGUUAAUCAAACAGAGCAAUAUUAGAAAGGCUACAGAGGUCAAUUCAGUGGAACACGGUUCUCCCAAACAGAUUUUGUAAUUCCGAAAAUCCACGCAUGCGCAAACAUACGCAUACACCCCCACGUUCCUGGACAGUUUAUAGCUACCAUAACCUGGCAUUUUCCAAAACAUACCACGUAGACUCUUGGAUACACAAGGUAAUUUUAGGGCCACAUUAGGAUAAACCUUUUAAAAAGUUAUGCAUUUAUUUUUAUGUUCCCCCACUGGCUGUAUUAUAGGACAAUUUUUAUAUGUGAUGUGUAUUUACUUUAGUGUGUUAAAUAAACACUGGCAUUCCAAGCGUGA
Messenger RNA from Gorilla gorilla gorilla (western lowland gorilla), 1366 nucleotides. RefSeq lists its product as uncharacterized. Lineage: Eukaryota; Metazoa; Chordata; Mammalia; Primates; Hominidae. The coding region runs from base 383 to 985 and encodes 200 amino acids. The transcript is spliced from 2 exons. The record is from RefSeq and is a predicted model, not a curated record.